AUGGGCUAUUUUUCCUGCAAUGUCGACUCCGCCAUCGCCACUUGCGGCACUUACGAGCUUCUGACUAAGAAAACUCGAAAGGCCGCGGGCCAAAGGCCCGUCGAGAUCACCGAGUUCGACUUCUCGGAACUUCACGCCGCCACCGAUGGAUUCUCGCCCGAUAACCUCCUCGGCAAAGGUAGCCACGGCUCCGUGUACAAGGCUCGUUUCCACCGGAGGAACCGUGUGGCUGCAGUCAAGCGGACGAAGCCAAACGACGCCUCCGGGACCGCCGCAGAAAACGAGGUGGGGAUUCUGUCCACAAUUCAUCAUCCCCGCCUCGUGAACCUAAUCGGGUUCGGGUGCGAACCUGAACACCACGGGCACAAAUUGCUCGUGGUCGAGUACAUGCCAGGCGGGUCCCUAUACGACUUGCUCCACAGUCCCGAGAGGAAACCGCCCGGGUGGGUCGACCGAGCCCGGUUCGCGGUCCAAGUCGCUCGGGCGAUUUGCUUCUUGCACGGGUCGGACCCGCCAAUCAUCCACCGUGACAUAAAGUCGUCGAACGUGCUGAUUGACGCCAGGUCCGGUUGUCGUGUCGGCGACUUUGGGUUGGCCUUGCGGGCCGGACCAAAUCGGGCCAGGCCCGCGGGGACACUCGGGUAUCUCGACCCUGGGUACGUCGACCCAGGUGGCGUCAGCACUAAGUCCGACGUGUUCAGCUUCGGGGUAUUGAUGUUCGAGCUCAUAACGGGCAGGUGCCCGAUCGACGUUGGCCACAGCCCGCCGUCCGUGGUCGAGUGGGCGGUGCCGGCGGUGAGGUCCGGCGAUUUCGUGUCAAUUUGUGACCCGAGGGUCGGGCCGCCGGAGGGUGGUGGCGGCGCCCUCCGGCGGAUGGCGGUGUUGGCGGCGAGGUGCGUUCGGCCGGAGGCGGGGAGGCGGCCGGAGAUGGAGGAGGCGGUGGAGUGUUUGAGGGGGGUGUACGAGGGGAUGAGGCGGCGGGCGACCUCGUGCGGUGGGAUGCGGCGGCGCGUGGGCUCACGCGCCGGGAGGUACGAGCAGCUGGACGAGAGCAUUGAGCUGGUGAUGGGUAGGAGCAAAAGGAAGGGGAAAGUAUCUAAUGCGGCGAGUGCAGGGGAAGCGAGUGGGUCAAAGUCAACGGACGGAGGCGGCGAGAUUAAAUCGCCGCCGACGGAUUCGGUUAUCCGUGAGCAAAUUAAAUGGAGGGUGGGAUCGAGUGUGAAGACGGCCACGGUGAGGCUGAGAAAGUCAAGGUCGAUGCCGAAUGUUAUCAAUGUACUUAAUUUGGUGGUGCUGUGGAAUUUCUCCCAGGAAUUGAAGUUUGAUUGA
This is a messenger RNA of Striga hermonthica, 1329 nucleotides long. Lineage: Eukaryota; Viridiplantae; Streptophyta; Magnoliopsida; Lamiales; Orobanchaceae. The record is from the annotation of a GenBank genome assembly.